CCUAAAAGGUGUGUUGGGCUCGGCUCGAGCGGCGCCGUCUUCUCCUCUCUCCCUCUCCCUCUCCCCAUCUCUCUGCCCACGAACACAGCACGGCCAAAUCUGCAGCGGGGGAAGAACGCAGGGAGGGUGGUCCAAUCUGGUCCCCGGUCGCGAGCGGUCCGUCGUCUCCCUAGCGAUCCGGCAGCCAUGAACAUCUUCAAGAAGAAGGUCGACCCCAAAGAGGCUCUCAGGACUAGUAAGCGAGAGAUGGCUGUCGCCACGCGGGGAGUUGAGCGAGAGAUUGGCUCCCUGCAAAUGGAGGAGAAGAAGCUGGUUGCAGAGAUAAAGAAGACCGCCAAGACUGGAAAUGAGGCGGCAACCAAAAUAUUAGCUCGGCAACUUGUCAGGCUGAGGCAACAAAUCCUCAAUUUGCAAGGCACACGAGCACAGAUCCGUGGAGUAGCUACUCACACACAGGCAAUGUAUGCGGGUACUUCAAUCUCUGCUGGAAUGAAAGGUGCAAGCAAAGCUAUGGCAGCAAUGAAUAAGCAAAUGGAACCAGCAAAACAGAUAAAGGUCACGAGAGAAUUCCAGAAGCAAUCAACUCAGCUGGACAUGACGCUUGAAAUGAUGUCCGAUGCCAUUGAUGAAACGCUUGACAAAGAUGAAGCAGAAGAGGAAACAGAAGAGCUUACAAACCAGGUCCUUGAUGAGAUUGGCGUUGAUGUGGCUUCUCAGCUAUCCUCGGCUCCUAAAGGUCGCAUCGAAGCAAGCAACAGGAAAGUAAACAACAGCCAAGCACGAAAUGCUGCGGCUCCUUCAAGAAAUGCGGCUCCACCAGAAUCCGCCGCUGAAGUUGACGAUCUGGAGAGGCGAUUGGCGUCUCUUCGCCGCAUCUGAGCUGCUGGAAAAAAAAAAUAUUGUAGUCAUGCAUGUAUAUGUAAAUUUGUUUAGUGAUAAGACAUAGUUUGUCUGCAAAUGCAAACGUGCUGGGAACUUAAUGUUGUAGGCGAACAAUUCAAACUGCACAUGAUAUGAUUGAACCUUGUCUACUCUUUCGUUCUUC
Molecule: messenger RNA, 1045 nt
Organism: Phragmites australis (common reed)
Lineage: Eukaryota; Viridiplantae; Streptophyta; Magnoliopsida; Poales; Poaceae
Product: vacuolar protein sorting-associated protein 2 homolog 2-like
Exons: 11
Coding region: 187-879 (230 amino acids)
Biological process (GO): endosome transport via multivesicular body sorting pathway; protein transport; late endosome to vacuole transport
Cellular component (GO): ESCRT III complex; multivesicular body
Source: RefSeq, a predicted model, not a curated record